Messenger RNA from Plasmodium fragile, 1878 nucleotides. RefSeq lists its product as uncharacterized. The record is from RefSeq and is a predicted model, not a curated record. The coding region runs from base 1 to 1878 and encodes 625 amino acids. Lineage: Eukaryota; Apicomplexa; Aconoidasida; Haemosporida; Plasmodiidae. The transcript has a single exon.
AUGACUAUCUGCUCCGGGUGCGGAGCCGCGACCGAUGCCACCAUAUGCUGCCCCAUAUGCCUGAAAAACAACAAGAAGAUAUUUUACUGCUCGCAAGAAUGUUUCAAGAAGAACUACAGUGAACACAAGAAAAUCCACUACUUCAUGAAAAUGAUAAGCAGCGAAGAAAUGCACAGCAAAAUGCUGGAGCGGGAUGGCAACAGCGAGAGGCACAAUUUGCCCGUGAUAAUACUGGGUGACGAGAAGGGCGACGAUAAUGUGCGGGAGGCGAUGGACAGGUCGUCCUUCCAGGGACACCUUGCGACGGAGCUUGGCAACUCUGACGUUAGCGGAAACUAUGACGCUAGCGACCAUCGUGAGGGGGGCGAUCCCUACCCAGCCAGUGUGGAAACCAAGAAAGGCCACAAAAAUAGCAAGUUUGGAAAUAUGUACCGGAAACAGAAUAACAACAAAUAUAAAACGAUAAGCAACAAUGACUACCUGUUUGAUGACUCUAGUGAUCAGAAUGAGACGAAUGACAAAAACUCCUGCAAAGGAAACCACAAAAGAAGCAAAAUGUCCACAUACAUGCACAAUCUGUCAAGCUACCUCUUUUCCAAUAAGUACAACAUGAUAUUGCCAUACUAUAAUGAUAUUUCGGUGAAUCCAGACAAAAUUAACUUAAAAAACGCAAAGGGGAAAAAUAAACUGAGCGAAAAAAAGAUACAGGAAAUAAAAAAACAGAUAAAGAAGAAGAGAAUUUUCCAACUCACCAUUCUCCUGGUAAUCAUAUCGAUUGUUGUCAUUUUGGCUACCUGUAUAUUCUCCUAUAUCCUUGAAACAUCACAGAAGAAUCUCCAAAUAAACUCAGAAGUUUUAUUAAACAAAAAUAAUGCUGCGAAGAAUGCCGAGAUUGUGGAACUGAAGUCCUACAUCAACGUCAUAGAAGAUUUGCGAAAAGAAAUUUAUGAAAUGAAGGAAGUUCUCUACACACAUAAUGUUUUUUUAAGUAAAAAUUUUAACCUGAACAUGUCAUACAAUUUAUUUAACAAUUCGAACAAAAUGAAGACAAGCCCUGGUGCUACGCAUAGUAAGAAGACGGCAGAUAAGUUGGGCAGUCUUACUUCGCACCUGUUUUAUGAUAAGCCCUCUUCUACCUCCGAUGGGAUUUAUACUUAUGGGAAUGCUGCAGGACAUGAAAAAGCUAACCAUGUUGACAGCUCCGUACAGCUAACUCAACAGCAUUAUGAUAUUAAUGAUAUUCACGAGGUAAGCAAUGGCACCGAUGGGGAGAUCGCUAAGCAUGAGGGGGGAAAGAUUAAUCUUCCCAAUCACACAGAUGGGGAAGGAGAACAUGGCCAUCCCCAAAUGAAAGAUUUGGGCGAAUCGUUUCGAUUGAGUGGUGUAGAAAAUGCCGACAAAUCUGUAGGAGCGGAUACACCUUCACAAAAUGGGGAAUCUGAACCAGGGCUGCCGAAGGAGUAUGCAGCAAGUGGUGGGCGUCCCUUUGGGGAGGUACACAUGGGUGGUGAAAAGACUAGCGAUUUGAGUGGAAACCCGCUCGAAAGUGAAAACGAACUGGUGCAGGAAAAUGUGAAAAAUUUUAUAAAAAAUCACAACAUGCCGAAUAAUCUGGAGCAGGCAACAAUACGUAACGUAAUCGUCAAUGAAGAGAAACCCAUAAACUCCAAAUAUCUCAUGACAAAACAUAACGGCGCCACGAGUGACACGCAGGAAGUGGAGAUAAACAAUGCGCCCAAUGAAAAUGACAUACAUAGUCACGAGGAGAAGCUGAAAAAUAAGUAUACCUCCAAAGGGGAGGGAGGUGAAGGGGACAACAACACAGAGAGAAAAUUCGUCAAUAGCAAACUCAACAAAAAGAAACAAAACACGAUUUGA